UGUCCACCAUCCCAGGAUGAGAAGAACCAAAUGAUGACUACAAAUGUUUGGCUGAAACAGGAGUGGAAUGACUACAAACUGCAAUGGAACCCACUGGAUUUCGACAACGUCACAUCCAUCCGGGUGCCUUCGGAGAUGAUUUGGAUCCCAGACAUUGUGCUGUAUAACAAUGCCGAUGGGGAGUUUGCCGUGACGCACAUGACGAAGGCGCACCUCUUCUCCAACGGCAGCGUGAAAUGGGUGCCGCCAGCCAUCUACAAGAGCUCCUGCAGCAUCGACGUCACCUUCUUCCCCUUCGACCAACAGAACUGCAAGAUGAAAUUUGGCUCGUGGACCUAUGACAAGGCCAAGAUCGACCUGGAGAGCAUGGAGCACCACGUGGACCUCAAGGACUACUGGGAGAGUGGCGAGUGGGCCAUCAUCAACGCCGUGGGCACCUACAACACCAAGAAGUACGACUGUUGUACCGAGAUCUACCCUGAUAUCACAUACAGCUUCAUCAUCCGCCGAUUGCCGUUGUUCUACACCAUCAACCUCAUCAUUCCUUGCCUCCUCAUUUCCUGCUUGACUGUUCUGGUGUUCUACCUGCCCUCUGACUGUGGCGAGAAGAUCACCCUGUGCAUUUCAGUCCUCCUAUCCCUCACUGUUUUCCUUCUUCUUAUCACUGAGAUCAUCCCCUCAACCUCCUUGGUCAUCCCACUCAUCGGCGAGUAUUUGCUCUUCACCAUGAUCUUUGUCACUCUCUCCAUUGUCAUCACCGUCUUUGUCCUCAACGUCCACCACCGCUCACCCAGCACCCACAAAAUGCCACGAUGGGUCCGUACCAUCUUCCUGGAUUUCAUUCCCCGUUGGCUCUUCAUGAAGCGUCCCCCACUGGUAGCCCCAGGGCUGAAGGUAGCCAGCGAGGAGGUGAUCGGGCAGUAUGACGUGCCUCCGGCGAAUCUUAGCACAUCGCGGUGUUGGUUGGAGACAGACGUCGACGAUAAGUGGGAGGAAGAAGAGGAAGGCGGUGAGGAGAGGAGGCACAGUGGCCGUUUGCCCCUUCAAGACAUUUGCCACAGCCACUGUCUCCAGUACCGCUACACCUGUGCCCGGCACCUGGGAAGGAGCUUUAUGGAACUGAUUCAGCGCCCAACCACCAAAACAGAAAACCUGGCAUCUUCUGAGCCGGGACUUCAGCUGUCUCCAGGGAUCCUGAAGGCCUUGGAAGGGGUGCAUUAUAUUGCAAACCACCUGCGGGCAGAGGAUGCAGAUUUUUCGGUGAAGGAAGAUUGGAAGUAUGUAGCCAUGGUGAUCGACCGCAUCUUCCUAUGGAUGUUUGUCAUCGUCUGUUUGCUGGGGACAAUUGGCCUUUUCCUCCCCCCUUUCCUGGCAGGCAUGAUCUAGAGAUGGUGCAUUUGAGGCCAAGGAAGACUUCUUCAAACCAGCCUCCACAAGCAUAAAGCCACGAUGCAAA
Messenger RNA from Sceloporus undulatus (fence lizard), 1456 nucleotides. It is a transcript of the gene CHRNA2, whose product is annotated as cholinergic receptor nicotinic alpha 2 subunit. The record is from RefSeq and is a predicted model, not a curated record. Gene Ontology annotation, cellular component: synapse; postsynaptic membrane; neuron projection. The transcript is spliced from 4 exons. Lineage: Eukaryota; Metazoa; Chordata; Lepidosauria; Squamata; Phrynosomatidae. Gene Ontology annotation, biological process: monoatomic ion transmembrane transport; regulation of membrane potential; nervous system process. Gene Ontology annotation, molecular function: acetylcholine-gated monoatomic cation-selective channel activity; transmembrane signaling receptor activity. The coding region runs from base 31 to 1386 and encodes 451 amino acids.